Helianthus annuus (common sunflower) is the source of this 830-nucleotide messenger RNA. RefSeq names its product WAT1-related protein At3g28050-like. The coding region runs from base 171 to 638 and encodes 155 amino acids. The transcript is spliced from 4 exons. NCBI's taxonomy places the organism in Eukaryota, Viridiplantae, Streptophyta, Magnoliopsida, Asterales, Asteraceae. The record is from RefSeq and is a predicted model, not a curated record. Gene Ontology annotation, cellular component: plasma membrane. Gene Ontology annotation, molecular function: transmembrane transporter activity.
UAGGUGAGCAGAUACUUUCAAACAUGAAAUGUAAUGCUACAUUUUAUAAUAUUUUGUAGGUGAGUAGAUGCUUUCAUCCUUCAAGCCAAGUGAGACGAAGUCUGCAAAAAGACCCACCACCCUUCUAAUCUAUACCUGUAACUAAAUAAUAUCCGCAGGGAAAAAGAACUAUGGCAAUCGGAAGAAGCGAGAUAUGGUCAUGGGUGCACGAUGUGGUGCCCGUUUUUGCCAUGUUGAUGUUAACAUGUCUGGAUAUGAGCUUGCUGACUGUCGUCAAGGCCGCCAUGAAUGGUGGUUUGGGGAGCAUCGCCUAUGUUGUUUACCAUAAUUCUCUUGGAACAAUUAUUCUUUUUCCAAUUUUCGUGUUUCGUAUGUUCAGAAACAUUGAACGUCCUCCUCUCACUUUCCCUAUUCUAUUCAGAUUUUUCAUCCUUGGCCUUUUUGGGCUUUGUCUUUUCCAGCUACCAGUGUAUGUAGGUGUAAAGUACACCUCUCCAACCCUAGCAAGUGCAAUCACAAACUUGAUCCCGGGGAGCACAUUCCUGUUUGCGGUCAUAUUCAGGAUGGAGAAAAUAGACAUAAGAAGUUCAAGCAGUGUAGCAAAACCAGGGCCGUUCCUAGGUUUUUGGAGACCCUAAGCGAACUUCGAAGUGAAGGCCUUUUUUUGCAAAAUUACCCUUUCAACAUAUUUAGUAACAAAACCCUCCUUCUUUACCCGGGCUUGGGACCGGCAAUUAUAAACUAAAAAGUUUAUAGUUGGCGAAGUUAUUUUUUUUUGUUGAAGGUUGUAUGUUUUGUAUAAAUUAAGUAUACGUUUAAAUGAAAUUGAU